UCUGUGGUCAUCGUAUAAUGCCAUUGUCACUGUUCAUAACCUGCAUAGCGAAGUUUUGAGGAUACACUUUUGCUAAUAAAUCGAGAAAAGGCAUUUUUUGUUAUUUUCUCUUCGACUAAUAUACCAAUCAAACAUGUCUCGUGGAAGCAGCGCCGGAUUCGAUCGUCAUAUAACGAUUUUUUCUCCGGAAGGUCGCCUCUAUCAAGUUGAAUAUGCGUUCAAAGCAAUCAAUCAAGAGGGAUUGACCUCGGUUGCGUUGAAGGGAGUGGAUGUGGCAGUAGUUGCCACUCAGAAAAAGAUUCCAGAUAAGCUGAUUGACCCAAAGACAGUGACCCAUCUCUAUCGGAUUACCCGGAAUGUGGGAUGUGUGAUGACUGGUCGGAUUGCCGAUUCAAAAUCGCAGGUUCAGCGCGCACGCUAUGAAGCCGCUAACUGGCGUUACAAGUAUGGUUAUGAUAUGCCGGUAGACGUACUCUGCCGACGAAUGGCCGACAUUUCACAAGUUUACACACAAAAUGCCGAAAUGCGACCUCUAGGAUGCAGCAUGGUACUUAUUGCGUACGAUGACGAAAAUGGACCAUGCGUGUAUAAAACCGAUCCGGCUGGUUAUUACUGUGGGUAUCGCGCUAUUUCGGUUGGGGUCAAGCAAACUGAGGCCAACAGCUAUUUGGAAAAGAAGCUCAAGAAAAAGGCCAAUUUUACCGAGGAAGAAGCAAUUCAAUUGGCUAUAACCUGCCUGUCAACUGUGCUCGCCGUGGACUUCAAACCGUCGGAAGUAGAACUGGGAUUGGUCACCAAGGAGAAUCCCGAAUUCCGCACGUUAACAGAGGACGAAAUCGAAGUUCAUCUUACUGCUAUUGCAGAGAAAGACUAAUACGAUUCAUUACGAUUUAUUUGUUUCACAUGAGAAUAUAAAAGCUUAUUCCUAAAUUA
This is a messenger RNA of Wyeomyia smithii (pitcher-plant mosquito), 933 nucleotides long. Its product is annotated as proteasome subunit alpha type-6-like. The transcript is spliced from 3 exons. The record is from RefSeq and is a predicted model, not a curated record. Gene Ontology annotation, cellular component: nucleus; proteasome core complex, alpha-subunit complex; cytosol. Gene Ontology annotation, biological process: ubiquitin-dependent protein catabolic process. Lineage: Eukaryota; Metazoa; Arthropoda; Insecta; Diptera; Culicidae. Bases 134 to 874 code for a protein of 246 amino acids.